AUGCACUCGUCAUCUGUGAAAGUCAAAUCUGAUCUUGAGUUGUUUGUGACAGAGUUUGACAUCUCAGAAGAGGAUGAGCUUCAGUUAGAAAUUACUCUUUCCACAAGUGUUUUUAAAGAGCUGCUUCCUAUGAUAAGAAAUUAUGUAAACGGUGAACUGGAGGAUGAUAAAAUUGGUCAAAUCAUAAAGUCAGAUGAAAGAAUCAGAAAGCAACUAAUCGAAAACACACAACAAGGGUUAACUGCUCAAAUACAAUUGGAACUGCGGCGCUCCGUUUUAGAAGAGAAGAUACUCAUCAAAUUACAAGAAUUGAGUGAGAGGGUGGUCACAUUUUUGACAGACAUGAUGGUUUGUGACAAACAUCUUGAACUUGUUUGGUGUGAUAGAAAUGACGAAUAUAAUCCAAGGGAGCAUACUUCUAUCAACUUAAUAGACAAGGUGAUCGUAGAUAAAGCUUUGUAUCCUUGUUUAAUGAUGCCUUCAUCAAGAAGUGUUUUUGAAAAAGCUAAAGUGAUCACCAAAGAGAACAGAGAAAAGAAAAAUAAACAUAUAUGUCAAAGAAGAUUAUUAAAAAAAAUGUCCUUUUUAGAUUUGAGUGGAUCCCCGUACGCAAAAAAGAUUGACAACGAAGGACUGAAAUGUUUAGCUUCUAGUGAAAAUGUAAAGAAUUUGACAUACUUGGGGUUGGGUGGAUGUAGAAUCAAUGGAGAAGGAGUGAAAUAUAUUGUAAACAGUGAAUGGUUGAAAAUUUUGGCCUCUUUGAAACUGGAAGACAAUCGAAUUGGCAAUACUGGAGUGAAAUAUCUUGCCACUAGUAUUAAUAUGAAGAAUUUGACUUCUUUGGAGCUGAAGAAUACAGAUAUUGAUGGCGAAGGUGUAAAGUAUAUUGUCAAUGGAGAACACUGGAAAGUAACUGAUUUGGAUGUAAGGCGCAACAAAAUUGGCAUCGUAGGAGUCAAAUAUAUGUUCGACCACUUGUAUUGGGCCAAUUUGACUAGUUUGAAUCUGUGUGGUAAUGAUGUUGGUGAUGAAGGGGUGAAAUAUAUUGUCAAUAGCGAAUGUACUAAGAUGGUGACUUCUUUGAAACUGUUUGACAAUAAUAUUGGUGAUGAAGGAAUGAAGUACAUUGCCAACAGUGAACAUAUGAAGAGAUUGACUUAUUUGAAUGUCAAGCACACUGUUUCAAAACCAAAAGUAGCUUGUUCCAAGUUCAUUCCAUGA
Messenger RNA from Naegleria fowleri, 1221 nucleotides. RefSeq lists its product as uncharacterized. The record is from RefSeq and is a predicted model, not a curated record. Gene Ontology annotation, molecular function: GTPase activator activity; small GTPase binding. Gene Ontology annotation, cellular component: perinuclear region of cytoplasm; nucleus; cytosol. Bases 1 to 1221 code for a protein of 406 amino acids. The transcript has 2 exons. Gene Ontology annotation, biological process: activation of GTPase activity; nucleocytoplasmic transport. NCBI's taxonomy places the organism in Eukaryota, Heterolobosea, Eutetramitea, Acrasida, Naegleriidae.